Molecule: messenger RNA, 2220 nt
Organism: Caenorhabditis remanei
Lineage: Eukaryota; Metazoa; Nematoda; Chromadorea; Rhabditida; Rhabditidae
Exons: 7
Coding region: 1-2220 (739 amino acids)
Biological process (GO): protein transport
Cellular component (GO): cytoplasm
Source: RefSeq, a predicted model, not a curated record
AUGGACCUCGCUCAUGUCACGUCUAUUGACUGCCCGUCUGUUUUUGAUAGUUCUUCUGAUAACUUUUUCACGGCUGACGUUACCAUAAAUAACCCGAGCGAGUUGUUUCAUUCUGCCCAAAUUAUAUUUCGAGGCUAUGUUUGUAAAGGUGACCGCUUACAAUACGAAUUCUUUCAUGAACAGCAAUGGGUUCUCGUGGAAUCUAGAGGUGAACAAUCCCACAGAGCAGUUGUUGACGUAUGGCUACCCCGAUUCCCUCCAUCUAUGAAGUUUCCUGAUGGAAGCGAAAUUAUUUACUGUGUACGUGCUUCUGUUGCCCCAUGGUUUGACAACAACUAUGUCGAGAAGAAGUUUGAAGUCCGAAGGUCGCUCAUUCUAAAAAUGCCACACGAAGCAAGCUAUGCAAUUGAGCACAUGGUUAAUAAAUGUGUGGAGCACGGAAGUAUCCUUCACAAAAAAUGCGAUCCUAUAAAUGGUCAUAUUUCUUUGGAAAAGACUGCGUUUUGUCACGGAGAAGAUAUACAUGUCAGAUGGGAACUGAAAACUGAAAAGUCAGUUAUAGAACAUUUCACCUGCAAGCUAGCACAACUUAUCGAAGUUCGGGAAAGCGACCCUAGCAACUAUUUGGCAACGAGACGUUUCUUCAGCUUUUUGAAGGAACAAAAGUCGACCACAAAUUCUUCUAUCUCCUUGGUGGUCCCUUCAGAAUGUCUUAUUUCUAUUCCAAUGUCCUUAUGGAAUGUUUUAGUAGUAAAACAUCACAUUGUUUUGGAAAUCAAAAUGCAGAAAAGAAAACAGCCAGUUAAACACAAACGUCCGAGAGAGCCAGUUCCCGUUUUCAAAAGAGUCCAAGAUGUUGAUGACGAUUCAGAUGACGAUGACGACUAUGAUUCAGAAGAUGAGGAAGAAGAUCCCCCACGAAGGGAUUAUUCUGUUGACAUAGAGAAGCUCUCCGUCACAAACGUCACGGAGUCAGAACAAAGGCCACUGGAACGAGCAGAUGUGGGUGUCACUUUCAUCAUGAAUAGUGCUCAACCCCAAGAGUUGAGAUCGCUUCGUUUACUACUAACAGGAGAAGUGAGAGUGGGUGGCCUUUGGUAUGAGUUUCUGAGAUUCAAGGCAAUUGCAAACCUCUCUCAUAAAACUUUACUAUCACCCGGAGAACACAACUUCCGAUUUCAACUACCAUUUGCGGAUUCACAAUAUGAUACUUCAAUUCUCCCUCCGACACUUGGAGACGAGAUUCGGUAUAUGAUACAUGCAAGUACUGAAAGUCUCAGGAAGAAUGUUUUCCAACAACGGUGUGAACUUCUUGUUGACCGAUUUAUCGACACGUGGGCUAAGGAGGCAUACAAACCACCUUACACAGAAGAAUAUGGAGCUACCAACAUUCAUCUUUCUCAAAGGUGUUUCAAGCGUGGAAAGCAUGUGAUUGUAGCUUUACAAGGAAGUGAGCCGCGUUAUGUCAAAGGAUCAUUGGUGCAGAAAAAAAGACUUCGAGUACCUAAUGUAAAACUAGAUGAGAGCUACUGUAGUCAGAGAACCGUCCGAGUUGUUGAAGAGGAGAUUCGUCGGAAAAAUCACAUACACGUCAUGCAUAUCCCGUUCAACAUCCCUCCGAGUAUUGAAAUCUGCUACUGGAACGUUCUUCAAAUCGAUUACCACUACGAUGUUGAAAUCACGUUGGAAGGCGGUCACACUCAUAACCAUUCAAUCCCAAUUUGGAUUGGUUGCACUGAAGAUAAUCUUCUCGUGCCUACUCAGCCGGAUGAGCUGUUGCCUGAGAACUCCUUGGUGGUGGAUGAGCCAUAUGAAGAGCUCCCCGACCUUGACUCCGACAAAGGAAAGUUGGAAAUUCUCGAUUGGCAUGCAAACUCCAUUCAACUUGAAACAUUGUGGGGGAGUUGGGUCAAUCGCCUCAAUCUUGACAGUAACUUGGAAAUGAUUCUUCUUUUGAUUGACGAAGCAGUUGUCAUUUGUGGAGUAGUUGAAUCCUUUAUCAGCGAGAACAUGAACUUGAAGACGUCCGAGUUCCUCUCCAGUGACAUCACACAUUGGACACCACUGUUCCUCCAAGUACUUGAAAAAUUUGAUGCUUGGUUGACCACCCUCAUCGAGAAGUUCUCCAGGGAGCUUUCCGGAAAGAGCUGCGUUGAGAAUGUAGCUGGGAUCAAUGUUCUGAUCGAAGCGAGGACGUUUGCGAUUUGGAACAUCAUCUGA